Zasmidium cellare ATCC 36951 is the source of this 1248-nucleotide messenger RNA. RefSeq lists its product as uncharacterized. The record is from RefSeq and is a predicted model, not a curated record. Lineage: Eukaryota; Fungi; Ascomycota; Dothideomycetes; Mycosphaerellales; Mycosphaerellaceae. The transcript has 2 exons. Gene Ontology annotation, biological process: L-threonine catabolic process; glycine biosynthetic process. Gene Ontology annotation, molecular function: L-allo-threonine aldolase activity. Gene Ontology annotation, cellular component: cytosol. Bases 1 to 1248 code for a protein of 415 amino acids.
AUGAAUCCGGUAACAGCUAUUGAGAGGACGCUGCUAUAUACGAAGGAUCCAAAGGGUUACUUAGUGGAGGCGCUCGGAGAGGCUGUCUUCGAGGAACGAAAGCCGACACUAUGCAUACCAGACGAGAUCGAUAAGGAUUUCUAUGGGACCGGAAAACACAAGUCGAACUUCGAACAGCAUAUUGCGAAACUCCUCGGGAAAGAGCGUGCCCUCUUCUUCAUUACAGGUGUUCAGGCCCAACUGGCAGCUUUGAUCUCAUACUGUGACCGAGUGCCCAACUAUCGGGUCGGAUGGCACGUAUCUUCGCAUCUCGAGUCCGCAGAGAGGGAUGCCUAUCAACAUCUGUACAAGCUGAAGAGGAUUCUCUUAGGAGAGUCUCCAGAUGAGCAUCCCACCGUGAACGAGAUCAAGGAGGUCUUGUCCCGUACGGAAAGCUGUCGACCGGCAGCGAUCUUGAUAGAAGUUCCCAACAGAACCCUUGGAUGCAAGACUUACAGUUUUGAAGAACUCCAGGCCAUAUCACAGGCGUGCCGUCAAGCAAAUGUCAAACUGCACUGCGAUGGAGCCAGACUGUGGGAGAUUGAGCCAUAUUAUCAAUCCAAAGCAGGGAAGUCGAUUGCCGACAUCUGCGCCUUGUUCGACUCAGUGUACGUGAGCUUCUAUAAGGGACUGGGAGGCGCUGCUGGUGCCAUGUUGCUCUCCAACGACUCGGACUUGAUCGAAGAGGCCAAGGUAUGGCAACGAAGGACCGGAGGCAACGUAUUUACAUUGAUGUACCAAAUCAUCGACUGCGAGCGAGGAUUCAAUGAGUUCUAUGGCGGCUUCAAAGCGAGGUGGAAGAAAAUGACCGACAUUGCGGAUGGCGUUCACAAAGCGACAGCAAAGUACAGAACGAAGGACGGUUUGCCGUAUGUGCAAUUCAAUCCGGAGGAGCCAACGUGUUGUCAGGCACAUACGGUGUUCCAGGGGUUCACGGCCGAUGAACUUCUUGCGGCGAGGGAUCGGGUGGAGCAGAGGAGCAAUGUUCGACCGUUUGAAAAAUUGCGGAAGAGGCAGACGGUUGACCUCAGGCCUAAGGAAGAGAGGGAACGAGAUGCAGCUGGCGAGGAGAUACCCUUGCCGGAUACCACGCAGUUCAUGGAGUGGCUCAUGAUCGAGACGACCUUACAGGUCGAGACUCAGGUGUUUGUCGAUGCGUAUGUUGCUUUGUGUGAGGAGUUGGCGGCGACUGCGACCGGUGUGGCUUGA